AUGAUUCAGGACGAGACCAAUUCACCGAAUACUCGCACGGCUUUCAGUGAUAUGGUCAGUACUACGGCCAAUCGAGCGAAGUUCAUCUCUGCUCUUCUGAGGUUCAUGAAAACGUACGGUUUUGAUGGUGCCGAUCUUGAUUGGGAGUAUCCCGGUGCUGAGGACCGUGGAGGCAAAGUCGAAGAUACUGCAAACCUUGUUUUACUUCUGAAAGAGAUGCGGGCGGCUUUUCAGGGCCAAUACGGCCUAAGUGCUACCCUCCCUGCAAGCUUUUGGUACCUACGCUGGUUUGAUGUCAACAAAAUGCAGCAUUAUUUGGAUUGGUUUAACGUAAUGACAUAUGAUAUCCACGGUGUUUGGGAUGCAUCAAGCAAGUUCUCAGGGCCAUUUAUUCGACCACAUACAAACCUGACUGAAAUUGGAGAAGGGCUAGAUCUACUCUGGCGAGCUGGCGUUGAGCCCGCCAAGGUUAUACUUGGCCUCGGCUGGUACGGCCGUUCAUUCACUCUAGAAGACAGUUCCUGUUCUAAACCAGGCUGUCGCUUCACCCAGGGAGGUGCACCAGGACGAUGCACUAGGAACUCUGGAACUCUUUCAAAUGCUGAGGCCGGUGUCAAUUGGAUAACCUGGAAUAAUGACCAAUGGGUCAGCUAUGAUGACGAGAUAACUUUCGCCCAGAAAAUCAACUACGCCAACUCACUCUGCUUAGGAGGGACUAUGAUCUGGGCUAUUGACCUUGAUGACCUGAAUGGCACCACGAACUCCCAUACGAUUGGAACUGGACUUGGGAAAUUCAACAUUCAUUUUACUGGCGGAGUGUUCUUUGACGGCGGUGAUGAUUCCUGGUCUGAGGACACUAUUGGUAUGUAA
This is a messenger RNA of Trichophyton benhamiae CBS 112371, 870 nucleotides long. RefSeq lists its product as uncharacterized. The coding region runs from base 1 to 870 and encodes 289 amino acids. The record is from RefSeq and is a predicted model, not a curated record. The transcript is spliced from 6 exons. Gene Ontology annotation, biological process: carbohydrate metabolic process. Gene Ontology annotation, molecular function: chitin binding. NCBI's taxonomy places the organism in Eukaryota, Fungi, Ascomycota, Eurotiomycetes, Onygenales, Arthrodermataceae.